CACAAACAUCGUGCACAUUCUAAAAACAUGUUUAAAUCCAGCAAAUAAAUAGAAAAUGGGGCUCACGAAAGACUAUUUACGUUACGUACCGGCCGGCAAUUUCAAUAUUAUAAGCAGUCAAAACUGUAAUUCGGUAUUUGUGACUUUACAGGGCCAAAUUGGACGGUUUAUCGCAGUAGGUGCCAGCGAACACAUCAUUAUAUGGGAUUUGAGGCUCGGAGAAAAGGCUCAAGUAUUACCAGGAGAAAAAUCCGUUGUAACCUCAAUCUGUGCAAGUCCAAACAACAGACACUUAGCGGCAGGUUAUCAGGACGGCAGCGUCCAAAUAUACGAUUUAAAAUCAGCAGAAGUCAUUAGCACAUUCGCCGGGCAUCGUUCAGAAGUCACCACCCUAGCCUAUGACGACUACGGUCAUAAAUUAGCUUCGGGAAGCCGGGACACCGAUAUAAUCGUCUGGGACACUGUAGCGGAAACGGGUUUGUGUAGGUUUUCCGGUCACAAGGGCCCUAUAAGCAAGGUUUGCUUUUUGUCCAAAGAAAAUGUGCUUAUAUCGGGAUCAAAGGAUACUUUUGUUAAGUUUUGGGACUUAAACACUCAGCAUUGUUUCAAAACAUUAACGGGACAUCAAACGGAAAUAUGGGGCUUGUCUUUGGUGAAAGAAGACAAUUAUUUGGUUACCGGUUCUGGUGAUGCUGAAUUAAGGGUUUAUAAGUUCUCGCUAAGAGAUCCUGAUAGUGAAAAUGUUAAUCCUGUGGAACAUUUGGCUACAACUUUGGAAUUGGCUACUUUAGAAGAAGGAGACGAUACUACUCAUCCGCUUCAGUGUCUCAAAGCUGGAACACUUUUGAGAGCAGGCCGUGGCAGAGUGGUGUCAUUGACGAACGACUCUUCAGGACAAGUGGUGUGCUGUCACGGUACCGAUCAACAAAUCGAGCUGUUUUAUUUUUGUACUGAUGAUGAAGCACAAGUGCGAUUAAAGAAACGUUUGAAGAAGGAGAGAAAAAAAGAAAAGAAAGAUGAAGCAAUGGAAGUUGAAAACUUAGUAAAUAAUGUCCAGUUGAGCUUGAGAGACGAAGUAAAAAGACUAAAUCCGAUUAAACUAGAUGGAAAACCUAAAAGUUUGGAUUUGGUUUUGGGUAAUGGGGGCGAGCUGCGUAUAGCAGUGAACUUUUCAGACAACUGUGUCCGACUGUUCAACUUACAGACAUCUGUAAAGGACUCAGAAGCUACUUGUCUUAGAGGUAUUUUGAACCAGGGACAUCAUACUGAUGUUAGAGCAUUAGCUUUCAGCAGUGACAAUUUGGCAAUAGUCUCUGGCAGUAGUGAAAGCAUUAAAAUGUGGAAUCGGCCUUCACAAACAUGCCUGAGAACCGUGUCUGUCAAUAGCAUAGUCUUAUCAAUGAUUUUCGUGCCAGGAGACAGGCAUGUUUUGGCAGGCCUCAAAGAUGGUAAAUUGCUUAUAAUUGACAUUGCCUCAGGAGAUAUUUUAGAAGAAAUCCCAGCUCACAGUAAAGAAUUAAGAAGCAUAUGCCUGACAACUGAUUUGAGGGGCUGUGUCACAGGAGGGGGCGAUCAAACAGUGAAGUUUUGGCAAUUUGAACUCAUAGUUGAUGAAUCAAGCCAGUCUAAAGUUAAAGUAUUGUCUUUGUUACACAAUAGAACUCUGAAACUUGAAGACAGUGUUUUAUGUGUUAAAUUAUCACCGAACAACAAGUUCAUUGCUGUUGCCUUAUUGGAUUCCACUGUUAAAAUUUUCUUUGUUGAUUCUUUCAAGUUUUAUUUAUCUCUGUACGGUCACAAAUUGCCUGUACAAUGCAUGGACAUUUCUGAUGACUGUGCACUAAUAGCUACAGGAUCCGGUGAUAGGAAUAUUAAAAUUUGGGGCAUGGAUUUUGGUGAUUGUCACAAAAGUAUUUUCGCCCACGAAGAUACUGUAACGGGUCUACAAUUUGUACCAAAAACCCAUUUUAUAUUCACUUGUGGCAAAGAGGGCCGUGUCAAACAAUGGGACGCAGAUAGUUACAACAAAAUUGUCACUUUACAUGGUCAUUCUGGUGAAGCACACUCGUUAGCAGUCAGCCCCAAUGGACAAUAUGUAGUCUCAUGUGGUUCAGACCGUGUAUUACGUUUAUAUGAAAAAUCCGAGCAGUUAGUUGUCUUGCAAGAUGAACAGGAAGAUGAACGCGAGCAACAAGAAGAGUUGGCAACAAGUGAACAAACUGUCGUACCUGGUCAACCAGGCUUAAAUCUACCAAGUAGACGGACUAUUGGAAGUGAGCGGGCCGCUGAAAGCAUUCUAGAAUGUCUAGAAGUUAACGAAAAAUAUCGAGAGCAAUUAGCUGAGCAUGAUGCGCUUCAAGCGGCGUCAAGUCAGACUUUACCACUUCCAGCGCCUCCAUUAUUAAUGCAAGCCUUCAAUGCAACCAAUCCAGAUGAUUUCCUAUUAGAAACAAUUAGAAGAAUCAGGCCUAGUGAUUUGGAGGAAGGCCUUUUGAUCUUGCCCUUUAACGCUGUAUGUGAAGUGUUUGCAGCCUUGCCAAAUUUAAUAGCCCGAGGUGAUUGUACUGAGCUCGGUUGCAAAGUUGCCAUGUUUUUGUUGAGGUUGCACCAUGCCCCUAUUGUUGCUAACAAGCUUCUGUUGCCAACAUUGCAAAGGUUGGAGAAAAUUAUGCGAGGGCAAGUUGGAGAACUAAGGGAUAUGAUUGGUUAUAAUUAUUUUGGUUUGCAAUUUCUGCAAAGGGAGAUUGAGGCAAGAGAAGGGGUGCAGUUGUUCAGGGAUGCCACUGUCGAAAGGAAAAAGGGCGACAAGAAGCGUAAGAAGAGAGAGAAGUUGAAACGAUCCAUUAUGGUUUUGAAUAGUUAAGAAAUAAAUUUUUUGUUUUAUUUUGAAAAAUUAUGUUUUAUUUGAG
Messenger RNA from Ceutorhynchus assimilis (cabbage seed weevil), 2909 nucleotides. The record is from the annotation of a GenBank genome assembly. NCBI's taxonomy places the organism in Eukaryota, Metazoa, Arthropoda, Insecta, Coleoptera, Curculionidae.